AAAACUAAACCGGAAGUUAUUUAUGGAACCACCAUGUGAGGUUCGCCGGGUAUUGAUUUACAGUUAUUGCAUAGUUUAGCUAUUUAUAUUUCGAACAUAAUUCCCCAUAUCUUAAGUGAACUAAAAAUGCUAAAAGAAGCGCAGGAAGGGCAGACUACUGUUGUCUGUAAUUUGCUUGCUGUCUCUGUCACGUAUUCAUUUGAGCCAGUGGGAAGAUGGUUUGAAGCAUUUGUAAAGAGGAGAACCAGAAAUGUAUCUGCUUCUUUCCAAGAGCUGGAGGAUGAGAAGGAGCUCUCCGAAGAGUCUGAAGAUGAAGAAUUGCAGUUGGAAGAAUAUUCCAUGCUGAAAACUUUGGAUCCUAAGGACUGGAAGAACCAGGAUCAUUAUGCAGUUUUAGGAUUGGCGCACUUGAGAUACAAAGCAACUCAAAAGCAAAUUAAAGCAGCCCGUAAAGAAAAAGUUUUAAAACAUACUAGAGACCGAAAAACCUGUGCAGGUGAGGACUUAGGUUAUGGAAAUUAUGAUUUUUUUUCAUGUUUUGAAAAAGCUAAUGAAAUUUUAUCUGACCCUGUGAAGCGACGAGCCUUUGACAGUGUGGAUCCAACAUUUGACAAUUCUAUACCAUCGAAAAGUGAAGCAAAGGAUAACUUUUUUGAAGUUUUUGCACCUGUUUUUGAGAGAAAUGCUAGGUGGUCAAAUAAGAAAAAUGUACCUCGUUUAGGAGAUAUGAAGUCAUUAAUUGAAGAUGUCGAUGCUUUUUAUUCAUUCUGGUAUGAAUUUGAUUCAUGGAGGGAAUUUUCAUACUUGGAUGAGGAGGAAAAAGAAAAGGCAGAAUGCCGAGAUGAACGAAAGUGGAUUGAAAAGCAAAACAGAGCAGCCCGUGCCCAAAGGAAAAAAGAAGAAAUGAAUAGGAUAAGAACAUUAGUUGACACUGCAUAUAACUGUGACCCACGGAUAAAAAAAUUCAAAGAAGAAGAAAAAGCAAGGAAAGAAGCAGAAAAGAAAGCUAAGGCAGAUGCUAAGAAAAAAGAACUUGAAGCCAAAGAAAAGCAAAAGCAAGCAGAACUUGAAGCAGCACGGUUAGCUAAAGAAAAGGAAGAUGAAGAAGCCAGACAACAAGCCAUACAAGCGAAAAAAGAAAAGGAAACCCAGAAAAAAGCAAUUAAAAAAGAGAGGCAAAAGUUACGAGUCUUCUGCAAGAACUGGAAUUACUUUUUUAAUGAAGAGGCAGAGAGUGUUAAGAUGAUGGAGGAGGUAGAGAAGCUGUGUGAUCGUCUUGAACUUUCAAGUUUGCAGUCUUUGAAUGAAGUACUGGCGUAUGCAACCAAGGAAGAUGCAAAAGCUGCAGUGGAAAAAGAGAUAGAGGAGGUCAACGCACAAAUACAAAAAGAGAAGGAAGAGGCUGAAGCCCAACUACGUCAGGCUUCAAGGAGUGCAGAACAGUCAUCUGGUGGAAGUGGAAGUAAAAACUGGCCAGAUGAUGAUUUGCAGCUGCUGAUCAAAGCUGUGAACCUUUUUCCUGCUGGAACUAACUCAAGGUGGGAAGUCAUUGCCAAUUACAUGAAUUUACAUUCAAGCAAUGGAAUUAAGAGGACCGCUAAGGAUGUUAUCGGCAAAGCUAAGAGUUUACAAAAACUUGAUCCUCAACAAAAAGACGAUAUUAAUAAAAAAGCAUUUGAUAAGUUUAAAAAGGAGCAUGCUGCUGUACCACCAACUAUAGAUAAUGCAGUUCCGUCAGAACGGUUUGAAGGCCCAGGUGGAGAGAAUUCAUCUCCCUGGACAGCAGAUGAACAGAAACUGUUAGAGCAAGCAUUAAAAACGUACCCAGUAAACACUCCUGAAAGAUGGGAAAAGAUAGCCGAAGCUGUGCCUGGCAGAUCAAAAAAGGACUGUAUGAAACGAUAUAAGGAACUCGUUGAAAUGGUCAAAGCAAAGAAAGCCGUUCAAGAACAACUAAAGUCUAAAAAAUAAUGUGCACAGUCAGUCUUGUGUUGUCUUUAUUUUAUAAUAAACAAUAAAAAUAUA
Protopterus annectens (West African lungfish) is the source of this 2025-nucleotide messenger RNA. RefSeq names its product DnaJ heat shock protein family (Hsp40) member C2 (gene DNAJC2). Gene Ontology annotation, biological process: 'de novo' cotranslational protein folding; regulation of translational fidelity. Bases 127 to 1971 code for a protein of 614 amino acids. The transcript is spliced from 20 exons. Gene Ontology annotation, molecular function: ribosome binding; Hsp70 protein binding. Gene Ontology annotation, cellular component: cytosol. NCBI's taxonomy places the organism in Eukaryota, Metazoa, Chordata, Ceratodontiformes, Protopteridae. The record is from RefSeq and is a predicted model, not a curated record.